Messenger RNA from Colletotrichum siamense, 2205 nucleotides. RefSeq names its product SWI/SNF chromatin-remodeling complex subunit snf5 (gene snf5). Gene Ontology annotation, biological process: regulation of transcription by RNA polymerase II; chromatin remodeling. The transcript has 2 exons. Bases 1 to 2205 code for a protein of 734 amino acids. Gene Ontology annotation, molecular function: transcription coregulator activity. The record is from RefSeq and is a predicted model, not a curated record. Gene Ontology annotation, cellular component: SWI/SNF complex; nuclear chromosome; nucleus. Lineage: Eukaryota; Fungi; Ascomycota; Sordariomycetes; Glomerellales; Glomerellaceae.
AUGGCCGCCCAGCCAUCCACGUCCACGCCCACCGGCGCUGGCGCGACAGCCUCAUCAUCAGCAUCCACGUCCGCCAACAACAACCACGAUGGCACUCCCCAGUCUGCCAGCGCGAAGGCCCUCCCGGUGCGGGAUAAGGACUCUUUCAACAAGAUGCAGGUCGAGCGCUACGUCGCGCGCGAUUGGCAACACUCGAUCGCCAUGAAGGAUGCGCAAGCCAAGUUCGAAAAGGACAUGGAGCAGAUGCGAGACAAGAUCGACGACUACAGCAUCCUGAAGAAUCAGCGCAUGUUUUUUCCCCCGAGCAAGCUGUACGGCGAAGGCUAUCGCGGUUACGGAAAUGGAUACACCGACAUCGAUCCCCGUAUGCGAGCGCCCUUUCCCGCUCAGGUCAUCUACCCGAGCCAGAAACCGCGGCCCGGAAAGCGCCAGUCGCAUCCGUUGAGGUGGAAGAAGAAGGAUCUGAAGAAGCAGGCGGAAAUGCAUGAGGAGCUCGUGCCGAUACGGAUCGAUGUGGAUUGGGAGAAGAUCAAGCUUCGCGACACCUUCACGUGGAACCUCCACGACAGGGUGAUUCCCGCCGAGCUCUUCGCCCAGCACUUGGUGGAAGACAUCGGUAUCCCCUUGGACCAGGCAAACAAGCCGGUUCUUGACCAGGUCAUUCAUCAGAUGCGCGACCAGCUCAAUGAUUUCUACCCCCUUGUCUUCUCCGAAGAGGACGCGCUUGAUCCGGAAUUGCCUUAUUCCGCGUACAAGAACGACGAGAUGAGGAUAUUAAUCAAGCUCAACGUCACCGUCGGCCAGCACACUUUGGUCGACCAGUUCGAAUGGGACAUCAAUAACCCCCUGAACUCGCCGGAGGAUUUCGCCGCCACCAUGGCGCGUGACUUGUCGUUGUCUGGCGAGUUCACCACCGCCAUCGCCCACAGCAUCCGUGAGCAGUGUCAACUUUUCACUCGCAGUCUGUACAGUGUUGGCCAUCCCUUCGACGGCCGUCCGGUCGAAGAUCCCGACCUCAUCAACGCUUUCCUCCCCUCCCCUCUCACUUCCGUCUUCAGGCCCCAGCAACAAGCCAAAGACUACGCGCCAUACUUGUACGAGCUCAGCGACGCCGACCUGGACCGGAACGAGGUCAUCUUUUCUCGCGAGCAAAGGAGGCAGAAGCGCUCCAUCAACCGCCGCGGCGGGCCUCAGCUGCCAGAUCUCAAGGAAAGACAGCGCACGAUCAGGACGCUGCUGGUGUCAUCAGUGCUCCCUGGAGCCGCCCCGAACAUGGAGGAGACGACGCUGUACAAGCGCGUUGCCGGCGCGCCAACCACACGCAAGAGGCCAGGUGCCCGCGACGGCGAGAUUUCCGAUUCCGAUUCAAGCGACGACUCCGGCCCAGACUCGCCGGGCGUCUCACAACUCGGAGGAGGCACGGCCAGGACAAGAGGCCUUCGCGGAGCUGCUAGCGCCGCUCAGCAACGCAUCACGAACCUGGGUCGCUCUGAAACGCCCGAGGCGAGCGUUAUUCAUCACCAUGAGACGCGCAGAAACCUCAACCGGUUCGGCGGCCGCGAGACUAGAGACGAGACUGAGGAGCCUUCUCAGCUCAUUGUCACGCUCAAGGUCAGCAAAGACAAGCUGCGGAGACUUCUCCAGAACCCCAGAGCCAGAGUCACGCCGAGCGGUUCGCAGACCCCGUCAACGCCUGCGCACACACGCAUCCCCAGUGUCGCGGCUCCCGCCAGCUCGAUGCCCCCUCCGUCGACGCCGGCCUCCAACAGCCAAGCUCUGCCCGCGAAGCUUGGCACUCCUCUGCCUCAAGGUCAAAUUGGCCGACAACCCGCACCACCACCAGUCGCUGGCCAGCCACCGCCACCUGCUCCUCCUCCGCCCGAGUGGCUCAAGGAAUGCCUUCAGCAACUCAAGAACACGUAUACGUACGACAACUUUGAAGGCAUGAUGAAGUACUCAGCAGUCAACCCCGCCACAGAAAUGCCGGUGCCCGUUCCUGCGGGUUCACAGCCGCCAGAGGGCGUCAGGUGGAUGUUCCUGCCUAGAAUCCGCUGUCUGGAUUGUCCCGGAAAGCUUUACACGCCUGGUCCAGAAAUGACUGCCGGAAACUUUGAGGUGCAUCUCAGGAACAAGCAACAUCGUCAGAAGGUGGACGCCAGGGAGGGCAAGGACACUGCGCCUCCGGCCUCGACGGCCACAUCCUAG